Pyricularia oryzae 70-15 is the source of this 264-nucleotide messenger RNA. RefSeq lists its product as uncharacterized. The record is from RefSeq and is a predicted model, not a curated record. The transcript has 2 exons. Lineage: Eukaryota; Fungi; Ascomycota; Sordariomycetes; Magnaporthales; Pyriculariaceae. Bases 1 to 264 code for a protein of 87 amino acids.
AUGGAAGGUCUGCAUGCUCUUUUCUUUUCUUUUUUUUUUCUUUUUCUUUUUUACCCUGGGGUCAUUCGCUUAGGUGGCGUGGAGGCGGUGGACGCCAAGAUAACGGCCGCUAAAACGGGCCGGGCCCGCCCUCCGGUUUGCCCAGAAUCUAGGCGCCAACCUGAACCCGAUUGUCUGGAUACGCCUCGGGCGCGCAGCCAUAAAGCACAGCCCGUCCUGUCGAUACCGAGCUGUUCGUCGGCUGAUGCAGACGAUACCCACUGA